This is a messenger RNA of Phyllostomus hastatus (greater spear-nosed bat), 3171 nucleotides long. RefSeq names its product hes family bHLH transcription factor 2 (gene HES2). The record is from RefSeq and is a predicted model, not a curated record. Gene Ontology annotation, molecular function: protein dimerization activity; RNA polymerase II cis-regulatory region sequence-specific DNA binding; DNA-binding transcription factor activity, RNA polymerase II-specific. Gene Ontology annotation, biological process: regulation of transcription by RNA polymerase II; anterior/posterior pattern specification; regulation of neurogenesis. The transcript has 4 exons. The coding region runs from base 137 to 622 and encodes 161 amino acids. Gene Ontology annotation, cellular component: nucleus. NCBI's taxonomy places the organism in Eukaryota, Metazoa, Chordata, Mammalia, Chiroptera, Phyllostomidae.
GGCGCUGUCCACGGACGCGUGCUCCGGCAGCGCACGGAGCUGACCUCACCCCAGGUUUCGGUCUCCGCUCCGCCUCGGGGCCCCGAGCAGGUCACUCACGUGCUGGACCCGUAUAGGCGCCGCUUGGCCGUCAAGCAUGGGGUUACCUCGGAGGGCGGGGGACCCGGCGGAGCUGCGUAAGAGCCUGAAGCCUCUGUUGGAGAAACAACGCCGCGCGCGCAUCAACGAGAGCCUGCGGCAGCUCAAGGGCAUCAUCCUGCCGCUCCUGGGCAAGGAGAGCUCCAGCCACUCGAAGCUGGAGAAGGCGGACAUCCUGGAAAUGACCGUGCGCUUCCUGCGGGAGCUGCCUGCGUCCUUCUGCCCCGAGGCGGCGCCCACGCCCUCCGACAGCUACCUCGAGGGCUACCGCGCCUGCCUGGCGCGCCUGACCCGCGUGCUGCCCGCCUCCCGCGUCCUGGAGCCCGCCCUGAGCGCUCGCCUGCUGGAGCACCUGCGGCGGAGGGCGGCCGGCGCUACCCCCGACGGCGGGAGCACUGCGGCCUCGUGCGGCCCACCCACGCCCUCCCCCGCGCCCUCGCCGCCUGCGCCUCCCUGCUGCCCCAGCCUCUGGCGGCCCUGGUAGUGUCCUGGCCUGUCCCGGAUCCCCCUGACUGCCCCUGGGGCCCGAGGAAGAUCUUGGUGACAACUGCUGUUUCCCAGGGAGGCAGCAGCCCAGCACCCACAGCCGGGCGGGAGCCCGGGUGUUUGCACCCCUGGGGCAGACUGAAGGCCAGGGAAACUGGGCUGGAGGAAAUAAAGGGAGAGGCCCUGCCUCACCCCCGCUCCCUAAGGGUGUGUGGGCUGGAGGAGAAGGGGCAGGUGGCUGCAGGGGAGGAUGAAGACCCCAACCCCCCCCCUCCCCGUGCAAGUGGCGCUAGGCCUGGGCCAGUCCCUGCCCCCUGGCAGCCAGCGUACCUGGCCCAGCUCUGGUGCCAGGACGAAGGGCUGGGCCAGGAGCUCUCCUGAGCCGGGGGCAGGCACCUGCUGCGAGUGGUCGCUGCCCUUCCGGCCCUUCUUGGGCCUGCCUCCUCCCCCACUCGGCUUGGGACGCUCUGGGCACACAGAAGCAAUGUCCGGAGGGGCUCUGCAGGCCAAGGAGCCGGCCGCCCCACUCCUGGGCGCCCCCUGUCCAAAGCCUCCCACCAGAGGGACUGGGCGAGCCAGGGUUCCACGCCGGCAGUGGUGGCUGCUUUGCCAGGUGGGCGGGGGGAAGAUGUACGUCCCCAAGCGUUCAUUCCACCUGGUGCGUGUGCCAGGUGUGUGGUGCGGAAGGGGUGGGAUGAGCAUGGGGGCGCCCAGUACACCCAGUGCGGAGACGGUGCCCAGGCCACGGGGCAGCGGAAGGCCGAGGGGUGACCGCAGCAGGUGAAGGACCAGGAAACGUGUCUCCCCGUUUGCUCACGUGAACUGUGCCCCCCUGCUGCUCUCCAGGGUGGGCUGCCGGGAGCCCCUUGUUCUUGAGACUUUUCUUUCUUCCCUUGGAAGCCAGCGGACCUGUGAAGACCCAGGGCGGGGCCCACGGGUCCCUGGGGUGGGGGUGCCCAAGGCAAGCAGGAGUCCCGCUGUCGGCUGUGUUCCCACCAUUCUGUGAGGAUUCGCUGAGCAUCCUCAAGAAGGCAGGUGCCCGCCCCCCAGUGCCUAGGCCACCAGCCUGUGCGAGGGCCUGGGGCACUAGGGGCUUGAAGACAGAGUUGAUGGGGGGGGGUGGCCACUAAACCCACAACAACCUUGGCGCUGACUUAGAUGGCGCAACGUGGGAAGCUGUGGGUGUCGUUGCAGAAGUCACCGCUGUGAUACCAGGGCGACCCCCCUGGUAGCAAGGUGUCCUGCCCCACCCCCCUCUCCGGACCCAGCUGGCUGGACUGUGGGCUGGGGGGGGGGCGGGCAGGGCUGAGUGCUCCUCUGCGCCAAAGGCACUGGGCGCACAGUGGGUGCUCAGUAAACGCGUGGACUAAUGAACAGGGGACGUGAGCAGACCAUGGUGUGCUGAACCCCAGAGAGCCUCAGCUUCCGCCCUGGGGCCCUGCUGUCCCUUUGAAUAUCUGUCCGCCAGGCCUGUGCUCCCCGGAGGACAAGAGUCCAAGAGUCGGGGAGGGUGUGGCGGGGGGGGGGGGGGCGUUCAGCUUCCUCUCCGGGGUUCCCCACCAGGAGCAGGGGAGGAGGAGGGGCAGGGAGCCCGGGAGCCCCCACCCCCACGUGGGCGUGGCGUUUCCUCCUGGGGUCCGGGAGCGCCUAUCCAGCAUGCACCGCGGCGGCUCCUUUUCCCUCUAGGCACUUCCGAUACAGUUUUAAACUGCGUUAACAAGGGACCAACCAGAGGCCCCUGGCCUCCUUCCAGCCGCAUCUGCCCAUUCUUGCUGCUGAGCCCUGUCUGGGCUCCCUCCCGCUGUGUACUCCCAGCGACCUGACCUCAGCCAAGCGGCAGCGCAAGUGUCAGGCAGGAGGUGUGCAAAGAGGCCGGUGACUCACAGGGUCGGGCCACCUCCGGGGCACCUGAGUGGGUGGCCAGCCUGCUCUGGCAGGAAGCUGAGGUCGGCCCAGAGCCAGGGAGAGGUCCUGGGCUCCAGGUGAGAGGCCAGCUUCCCGGCAGGGGUGCGCCAGCGCUGCCUGGAAGGCCUGGGCUGGCCCUGGGACUGGACUUGUGAAACGGGUCGCCAACGUCCUCCUCCCACAGGGCACCUGCUGGCACUCCCUCCUCCGGGCAGCUCCCCUGGGACUCCCAGAGCCCUGCCUGCCGCCCAGGGGGAGCUCAGGGCCGGUCGGGCUUUUCCUGCGUGGGAGAGAGAGAGGCUGCCUCCUCUGAGAGUGUUUCAUGAUGUUGAUGAGGCCGACGCGGUGCUCCAGGGCCAGGUCCUGGGACGCCCUUUUCCGGGACGGUCCCCUGACUGGCUCUCCGUCUGGUUACCACACUUGGUGGGAAGAAAGGGCCCCUGUCCCUCAUAAACCAGUGGGUGGAGUGACUCAGUGACCCAGGACAGUCCGAGCGCUGAACUGUUUGGGAGACUCAGGCCAGAGCCAGGCCCCGCCCCUCUGUCUGGCAGCCGCUGGUUCGGAGAGGUCCAAUCUCGGUUUCACCGGCGUGGAUAAAGAGGGGGUUGCCAAGGGGAUGGCUAAUAAACAUUUACAAACUGC